GCGCCUCCCCAGCACCGCAUCCUCGAACCUCAGAAUGUCCGAGACUGCUCCUGCUGCCUCUCCCGCCGCCGCCCCCCCGGCGGAGAAGACUCCAGUCAAGAAGAAGGCUGCCAAGAAGCCUGCGGGGGCGCGCCGCAAGGCGACUGGCCCCCCGGUGUCCGAGCUCAUAACCAAAGCUGUGGCUGCCUCCAAGGAGCGCAGCGGGGUAUCACUGGCUGCGCUCAAGAAGGCGCUGGCGGCCGCUGGCUACGAUGUGGAGAAAAAUAACAGCCGCAUCAAGCUGGGGCUGAAGAGCCUGGUGAGCAAAGGCACCCUGGUGCAGACCAAGGGCACCGGCGCCUCUGGCUCCUUCAAGCUUAAUAAGAAGGCGGCUUCCGGGGAGGCCAAGCCCAAGACCAAGAAAGCGGGCGCGGCCAAAACUAAGAAGCCUGCUGGGGCCGCCAAGAAGCCCAAGAAAGCUGCGGGGGCGGCCACUCCCAAGAAGAGCGCCAAGAAGACCCCAAAGAAGGCGAAGAAACCCGCCGCAGCUGCUGGCACCAAGAAAGUGGCCAAGAGCCCGAAGAAAGCCAAGGUUGCCAAGCCUAAGAAGGUCAAGAGUGCGUCAAAGGCUGUGAAGCCCAAGGCCGCCAAACCCAAGGUUGCCAAGCCCAAGAAGGCGGCGCCUAAGAAGAAGUAGACUGCGACUGCUUCUCCAACCCCAAAGGCUCUUUUCAGAGCCACCACUGGUCUCUGGAGGAAGAGCUGACACUUGUUUAUUAAGCGCUGCCGGGGCGUUCCCGUACUUGGCGGGCCGGUCUCUUGACUUUCUCUCCCCUUCGCCUGUUGGCGUCCUUCCCAGCUGUCGGGCCAGAGACUUUUUCCGCGGUUGGUGGACUCCGGAUGUGCGCCAUCUCUGGCCUCCGCACUUGACCUGCGGGAAGCAGUCUCCGAGCUGGAUUUCCCUUAGGAUGGACUAACGGGGAUUCGAAAGUCCCGCCUUGCGUCUGGGUUGGCCCGCGCGUCCCGCCGCGGUUUGUCUGGUGUCACUGGGCAGAAGCCUGAGUGAUCCCCAGCUUCUUCGCAGCAGUAAGUCGUGCUGUAAAGUUAGAACUGUGGUCCUGCGGACACUGAGGAGGGUGGGAGUCGGCAGCUACGUCCCGCUAAGAGAAGAAGCGAAGGAAAUUCCUUCGCGGUGGCAGUGGGUCUGCCUUCCCCGGGGGCAAGGAUGGAGGGUGGGCCAAAAGUUGUUCUGGUCUUGAGCUGUGUCCCAAGAUGUAACGAGCAGUGGGCGCUGCGAAUGUUAAGUUUCACAUUUUGUCUGACAUAGUUUUAUUUGUGUGUCUUAAGUAUUUCUACGCAAAGCUGAACAAAGUGCUAGCUGGAAUUGGCGCUAACGCGAUGCCUGUUUUCAAUAAAAGGCUAGAGUUUUCAUUAA
This is a messenger RNA of Cavia porcellus (domestic guinea pig), 1414 nucleotides long. RefSeq names its product H1.2 linker histone, cluster member (gene H1-2). Gene Ontology annotation, biological process: negative regulation of DNA recombination; nucleosome assembly; chromosome condensation. Bases 35 to 676 code for a protein of 213 amino acids. Gene Ontology annotation, cellular component: euchromatin; nucleus; nucleosome. Lineage: Eukaryota; Metazoa; Chordata; Mammalia; Rodentia; Caviidae. The record is from RefSeq and is a predicted model, not a curated record. The transcript has a single exon. Gene Ontology annotation, molecular function: structural constituent of chromatin; nucleosomal DNA binding; double-stranded DNA binding.